Molecule: messenger RNA, 2172 nt
Organism: Nerophis lumbriciformis (worm pipefish)
Lineage: Eukaryota; Metazoa; Chordata; Actinopteri; Syngnathiformes; Syngnathidae
Source: RefSeq, a predicted model, not a curated record
AUGUCCUCCGCAAAUUGCCCCGAAGAGCUGGAUUUCGGUCUUAUCUUUGAGGAGGGCGAACACAAUGAAGGUCUUGCCGCCCAGCUGGCUCCCACCCACUACCAGCAAUAUGCGAGUCCUGCAUAUGGCGCCCAGGGGAAUUCGCCAUCAUUCCCUUGUCCCAGCAUCCAGAUAACGGCCAUUGCGGCCAGCACGAACAGCAAUAAUGAUGAAUCACUUGGUGCGGAAGGUGGCUACCUGGAGUCGUCGUGGCCCAGAAACCAGUUGUACCUCCCGCUGGAACCGUGCUACCGUGAUGCGCCCUUCUGCCCGAGCCCCUGUAGCAGCCUGUCGUCCCGCAGCUGGAUAUCAGACCUUUCGUCCUGUGACUCUUUCUCACAUGCCAACGGUGAUAAUGCAGACAGCGAUCUGCGCGAUGCAGCACUGCUGUUGGCACUGGGUACCCCGGGCUGUGGCAACCAGGGCGGAGGAGCUUUUGGAGUGGAGCUGUGGCAGCAGAAGUACCAGAACCCUCAGAACUCUGCUUCGGUCAGUCCAGCACUGUCGCCUUACCAGUCCCCUCAGCACUCCCCUCGUGCCAGCAUUUCCGAAGACACGUGGAUGAACCGCCGACCAGCUUCCAGACCAUCCUCCAGACCCACGUCGCCAUGUGGGAAGCGUCGUUACGCCAACGGUGACGCUUUUGCACGUUCGCCGUCACCUCAGUGCCUCCCCAGCGUUACAUUGGGCGGGUCACCGUGGGGCAGUGUGACAGACGUCACGGCGGCAGGACCGCUCGGACUCUCCUACCAGGAGCUGGACGUCCCGUCAAAGACCAGAAGGAAGUCUGGAACGCGGAUGGGUGUCAUGAUGGGAGAAUCGUUUCCUGAGGAUAUGGGCGGCAGCAGGGUGCCCACACCUAGGGAGGAGUCACGUGACAGUGGCGACUUGGCUGAGGUUUUCCUUCAGGUUCCUCCCCACUUUAGCUGGACCGCCCCCACAAAUGCAACGGCACCCCUGUUCCGACCUUCGUCCCCUCCUCCUCUGGAUUUCCCUCUGCCGAGUUCCUUUGGGCCCAAUCGGCUAAGCGUGGAAGCAGAACCUCGGCCGUACCACCGCGCUCACUACGAGACCGAGGGUAGCCGGGGAGCCAUCAAGACUCAUGAUGGGGGACACCCCAAAGUCAAGCUGAGCGGUCCAUGCUGGCGUCCGCCGUCCAGCCUGCUGGUGUUCAUGGGCACAGCAGACGAGCGCCAACCCCUUCGCCCGCACUCUUUCUACCGAGUCCACCGCGUGACAGGAAAAACGGUGAACACCUCCUGCCAGGAGAAGAUGGUGGACGAGACCAAAGUCUUGGAGGUCCCCCUCAUGCCUGACAAUGACAUGACCGCCACCAUCGACUGCGUGGGAAUCCUGAAGCUGCGAAACGCUGACAUCGAGCUGAAGAAAGGCGAAACAGACGUGGGAAGGAAGAACACCCGCGUGCGAGUGGUGUUCAGGGUCGCCCUGCCGCAGCCGGACGGACAGACACUAUGGCUGCAGACAACCUCACAUCCUGUCGAGUGCUCACAGCGUUCGGGUCUAGAACUCCCCCAUGUGGACCAAUUUGCACCCGCUAGCUGCCAGCAGGAAGGCGGACAACGUCUUGUCAUCCUGGGGUCCAACAUGUCCUCGCGCUCCAGGGUGGUCUUCGCGGAGAAAAGUCCCGAUGGGCGUGUCCUAUGGGAGGCAGAUGCUGCUGUCGUACCCGAAAAGAGCAGCAGUUCCAGCCUCACUGUGGACAUUCCAGCAUACAACCACAAGACGAGGGUUCCCGUCCAAGUGCUCUUUUACGUAGCUAACGGCAAAAGAAGAAGUGCGUGGCAGAACUUUACUUACCUGCCAGGAACCCCGAAACAAUUCGCCCCACCCCCCUGUCAGGUGGCUGCGCUUGAUGAGGAAGCACUUCAUUAUCUCCCCGGUGAGCCGGCCUUGCAUAGUGGACUCCACAUCAAACGGGAAGCUCAGGACACUCACACAGUGGCGCUGCUGGAGUUGCAGGAGAUCACACUGGACGACGUCAAUGAAAUCAUCGACAGAGACGCAUGCAACCAGAGCAGUGCCACUAGAGCCGACCCACCGGACCAGUACCACCAGUGCGACUGGGACUUCAAGUCAGGCGAAGCCGUCCUUCCCUCACUAAGCCAGCACUAG